GUGAUGGCGGCGGCCGGAGAGGCGGCGCUGGGCUCGGCCCGCCUGGAGAGCGUGCGGGCGCUGUCGGGGCUGCUCCGGGAGCCGCGGCGCAGAGAAAUGGCAGAAGAAAGUGUAUUUCGGGAUCUCCUGGAAAUCCUGACAAGUGCCUCACGUGCCAUUGAGCAGAUCUGCAAGGACUCCUGUGGGCAGGCAGAUCUGGACAGCUGCCUGCUGCUCGUAGCUGAGUGCUUCAGGUGCCUGAGGAAUGCCUGUGUGGAGUGUGCCAGGAACCAGCACCUCAUGAGGAACUUGGGCCUCAUCUCUACAUCUGUCCAUUUGAUCAAAUUGCUUCAUGGAAUGCAAGCCAAAGAAGAAUUAUUAUUGCCUGCUCUUCGUUGUAGUCUCCAGUUUCUUGGAAACAUUGCAGCAGGAAAUGGAGAUUCCCAGAAUAGCCUUUGGAAGUGUGCUUUCCCAGAUCUUUUCUUGACAUGCCUGGCGCACAGUGACAGGAAGGUUGUUGCCUAUUGCUGCAUGGUCCUGUUCACCUGCCUGGACUCGGAGAAGGUGGGAGAGCUGCUGGAUCCCGGGAGCUUGGCUGUGGCUCUGCACGUCCUGAGAGUCUACAGAGAGCAGCUGGAGUCUGAGUGGUCGUUCCUGAUUGUUACAGACCAUUUGCUGCAAUGUCCAGAGCUG
Empidonax traillii (willow flycatcher) is the source of this 672-nucleotide messenger RNA. RefSeq names its product ataxin-10-like. Gene Ontology annotation, cellular component: cytosol. Gene Ontology annotation, biological process: neuron projection development. The record is from RefSeq and is a predicted model, not a curated record. The transcript is spliced from 6 exons. The annotation marks the transcript as partial. NCBI's taxonomy places the organism in Eukaryota, Metazoa, Chordata, Aves, Passeriformes, Tyrannidae.